Salmo salar (Atlantic salmon) is the source of this 1626-nucleotide messenger RNA. The record is from RefSeq and is a predicted model, not a curated record. Lineage: Eukaryota; Metazoa; Chordata; Actinopteri; Salmoniformes; Salmonidae.
GUCACAACAGGGAACAACAACAGAUCAGUACAACUGCACUAAAAAGAUGGAACGAGGUAAAGGAGGGACUCAGAGGACUCUGUUCCUGUUGACACUCUGUCUGCAAGCCUUCACUGGUCAAUGCCAAGUUUCAGGGCAGCCCUCUGACCUGAGGAUAGUUUUAGUAGGGAAGACUGGAUCAGGGAAGAGUGCAACAGGAAACACAAUCCAGGGAAGGGAGGGGUUUAAAGUGGAGGCUUCUCCAGUGUCUGUGACUGCUCAGAGAGAGAAACAGAGUGGAGUGGUGGAUGGGAGGAAGACUGAUGUCAUCGACACCCCGGGGCUCUAUGACACAAAACUGUCUCAAGAAGAGAUGAAAAGUGAGAUAGAAAAAGCCAUCUAUAUGUCAGUCCCAGGACCCCACGCCUUCCUGCUGGUGAUCAGACUGGGGAGGUUCACAGAGGAGGAGAGGAACACUGUGAAGUGGACCCAGGAGAACUUUGGAGAAGAAGCCUCAAUGCACACCAUCAUUCUGUUCACACAUGGAGAUCAACUGGAGGGUAAAUAUCACUCCCUAAUCAAUGACAAGAGAAAACACAACACUCAGGUCCCAGAGCUGCUGGAGAAGAUAGAGGAGAUGGUGUUGCGGAAUGGAGGAAAACCCUACACCAAUGAGAUGUACCAGGAGGCCCAGAGGAAGAUCGAAGAGGAGGAGGCGAGGAAGAGACAAGAAGAUGAGAAGAGAGAGAGAGGAGACAGUAAGAGGAAGAAAGAAGAAGAAGAGAAGAGAAAUUGAAUGACUGCAAGUGGUCAGCGUUUGCCAGUAUGGCUGCAUUGGGGUUGGGAGCCAUGUACAGCUCUCCAUUGUCAUUAGCAGCAGGAGCUGCAUUAGCCGCUGUUAAAGGUUAUCAAUGCAUGGACAACUAUUUCAACUCAGAAGACCAGAAGAAAUAAGAUUUUCACAUCCACCAUCUCAGAUUGUUUUGAAAUUAAGAUUAAUUGUUGUGUUAUAUAAUAUAAAUAUAAUUUGAUCUCUGAGAAAUUAAGCGCAUUUAUUGCGCCCAAAUUUGACAUUUUAAUUAAUAGGAUUCAUAUACUAUUCAAUAAAUAUAGUACCCAACAUCUGAUAUGGAUCCAAUUUUUCCCCAACAAUGAUUAAGAACAAAGAAUGGUCAAAAGCCUCAGAUCAGAUGUUGGCUAUUAUUUCACACUAAUGCCUUGUUAUCUGGAGGGCGGCCAUUUGCAUCUCCCCAAUGGUCCAAAUGUGGAAUCCGUACCCAUGCUGAUAUCAUGGACAGUAAUGGUUUGAGAACAUUCCAAGAUUUGGAAGAUACAUACACAUUACCAGGCAACUCUUUUUUUGUUUAUAUUUACAACUCAGGUUAGCUAUGUUGGCCUAUGGAGUCCCUUGGGAAACCCAGCUACCAAACCAUCCAAUGACGGGAUUUAUAAAUAAAUGAUCUGGGCUCCUGAAAGGACUGAUCUCUAUAAUAUACAUGCUAUACAUGCUAACUUCUGGAAAGUGGUAAAACAUUUUAAACAACCCCUCCCCCUUGGGGGUGGCAGAUAGCAAAGUGGUUAGAGCAUUGGGCCAGUAACUGGAUGGUUACUGGAUCAAAUCCCUGAGCUAACAAGGUACAAAUCUGU